AUGGAAUUUACAGCUCCAAAGUACCACUCACCGCCACAGCGACGGCAGGUCAUGUCUCCUGAUGGGACAAGUCAGAAGCCUUUCUCCACUAUACGAUCUUCCGGGCCUUCGUUUAACCCUCUCCAGGACAAGACCCUACCCGUUCGAUGGACUCACAAUUGCUUUACCAGCAGACCUGUUGUUGGUAAGGUUUACUACAUACCUGAUGGUGGUCACUUUCCUGCGUCGGUCAUUCACAUGCAGAAACAGCAAGAAGGCUUCUUCAAACAUCCAGUACUUGUCAUUGGUGUGGAUCAUAACUUCGCGUACUUCUAUGCUCUUACCAAGUCACCACCAGCUGCCAUUGGAGAGAUGGGAAUGUGCCUGCGCAUGGGCGAGAGUACAGCAGACGAAGGUAUUUACACAUUAAGGCUGGCGCAUGGCUCACUUCCCAUGCAAACCGAGACAUGGACGAACCUCGAACAGCGUUUCUACAUCGAGUGUGGAAACCUAAAUGAUUGGGCGAUUGAUGUUCGUAUCAACACGGAUGAUUUGUGGAAGCUGUGGAGGCGAGUACAGGAACUGGAGGUACAACAGAAUCGUUUCAUCUACAAGCCGCUUCCACGAGACAUGAGCCUAUUGCGGCCUGGAACAGUCGUCAUGUUGUUGAAUGAUCCGCGAUCAUCAACUCUUGGGGCUCCUGUCCUGAUAGUGGAAAACCAGUACCCCCGCCUCCACUAUCUGCGCAUCAAAGCCUUCAGCGAAAAUCCUUACUUCAACCCAACAGCACGGCGCACCACUGGAUCACCUCGUCAUCUGUGUUUGGAAAUCUGCAAGUACCCAAAAAUGGGGCAUGAUCGCACACCAGUCAUGUUGGUCGAGUUUGAUUCCCCUGGGAUGCGUGAGUCGUCGUAUGUUGAGGUAUACCCGGCUCCCAAGACGAGCACUUUCCACAAUUGCAAGACUUGGUGCUGGCCGCCGGUUGUCAUGCGAUCCCAGUCGAUGGCUAUACUUUGUAAUUACAUCACAAAGCAAGUUGCCUCUAGCACGAGCUCAUUCGUAGGGUCGCGCUUCAAUUCGCAGACGUCUUCACGGUCGUCAUCUGUAGGGCCGAUAACCCCUUUCCGCAACGGAGUUCCACAAACCCAAUUUGGCAACGUGGGAUACCCGCCAUUGCCACUCCGACAUGGUUACCAAACAGCCGCGGACCGCAGUGUAUGUCCUUCACCGCCGCAUACUUCGUUGGGGUUUCGUCAGCCUAUCCAGAAGAGUCAACCCGCUGGUGGUUAUGGACAUCCUGGUCACCCUUACUCACCCAGCACUAUGGCAUACCCGGCUCCCACACCAAGCUCAUGUCAGCAUUACCCUAAUAUACUACUUGACGGCUAUGGUCACCAUUAUCCGCGCAUCUGA
This is a messenger RNA of Alternaria rosae, 1392 nucleotides long. RefSeq lists its product as uncharacterized. The transcript has 2 exons. Bases 1 to 1392 code for a protein of 463 amino acids. NCBI's taxonomy places the organism in Eukaryota, Fungi, Ascomycota, Dothideomycetes, Pleosporales, Pleosporaceae. The record is from RefSeq and is a predicted model, not a curated record.